UAUCUUAAUUUACAGUUGCCAACAAUGUCAAGUAUGGCGCCUGUAAACGUUCGUAUAAAUCCUAUGGGCAUGUUAGUGAUAGGAGGUGGGCUUAUAAUAACAUUACUGUAUUUAUUUGGUAUGCCUGACUUAUUCAGAAGAGAACAGAGAGUCAGCAUGAAAGAACUUUUAUCUGUCAGCAUAGGUCUUGCUCAGAAAGGUGGUAAUCAUGUGAGGGAUAUUUAUUCUAAACAUCCAGAUAAAAUGGAUGAGAAAGUAAAAGGCAAAACAAAAGAAGGAGCGGACGAAAUGCUGACCAAUGGUGACCUGGAGUCUCACCGAGCUAUUUUCUAUGGAUUCUCUAAAAUGUAUCCAAGUAUAAAGAUAUUUUCAGAAGAGCAUGAUAAUAAACCUGUUGAUUUUAAUCAAAUUAAUCCUGUAAACACAAAACUUGAUGAAGUUGAAGAAAUAAUCAAAAGUGAUCAAUCUAUUCCAGUUAGUAAGAUUGCUAUAUGGAUUGAUCCUCUAGAUGCCACACAGGAGUAUACAGAAAGUCUAACUCAGUAUGUAACAACAAUGGUGUGUGUAGUGGUGGAUGGAGAGCCCAAAAUUGGUGUUAUCAAUGUUCCAUUCAAAGAAGAGACAUAUUGGGCUUGGGAUGGUUAUGGCUACUCUAAAAAUCUUAAACCAGCUGAAUCAGUGGAUUUAAACAGCUCCCAGAAACACAAAAUCAUAGUUUCACGAAGCCAUCAGGGAGAUGUUGAGAAGGUUGCAAAAAGUGCUUUUGGGGACAAUGUGGAAAUAAUUCCGGCAGGUGGAGCUGGCUUUAAGACUUUAGAAGUAGUGAAAGGUUCUGCUAACGCCUAUACACACAUCACACUAAUAAAAAAAUGGGAUAUCUGUGCUGGCAAUGCUAUACUGAACGCUGUUGGAGGCAAGAUGACUACUUUAGAUGGGGACUUCAUUGAUUACUCUCCAAAUCUCAAUGUUAAGAAUGAGAGGGGCUUAUUGGCCACAGUCAAUAGCAAACUACAUUAUGACUAUCUGGAUAAGUUGGGAUCAAAGGCAAAAGACUUGAUGGAGGCAACAAAAUCUCCAGGAUCACAUAGAUAGAUCUUAUGAGUUGAGCCUUGAAAUGUUUGUGCAAUUACUGAGGAAAGAAAUAAUUUUGCUUUUUUUAUGGAUUGAUAUUGGAGAGAAAUGUUUUGAAAAUAAUGAAAUAAAUUACACAUUAACUCCUAUUGGGACACAAAAAUGUAUUAAGAAUUAAUUCCUUAUGCAGUAGGAAUUUUCGUUGUUUUGUUUUUUUUAAACUUUUGUAUGAAAAGAGCUCUUUUUGUCUCAUUCAGUACAAGAUUAACUUAGCUUUUUUUUUUUUCUUUAGAAUAUCUAGCUAUUUUUGUUUUAUUUCUUUAAAUAUUUCAUAUAAUAGUAGCACUUUGAAAAUAUGGUGAAACAUAGAUAAGUUCUGUAACAGGACUUCCAACUAUAGACUUUUGACCUAUCCACAUUUACUUUUUUAAAAUAAUUCCUUGGUAACUAAUGUACCAUAGUGCUGUCAUGUCAUGUCUAUUUAAGUCAGUCAACCAUAGAAAUGGUUUAUUCUGUUCCUAAGUUAUUGUAAGUACACUUUUUUUUUAUCUUUAAUAUGUUUGUUUUUAGCAUGUUUUAGCAAAAAAAUCAACUUUUUUAUUUAUUUUUUUACUGGAAGGGCUAUCUCCCUUCUCUUAGCGGUUAAACUGCUAAUAGGAGUUAAUGGAUUUAUAUUUUAUAUGGUAUUAUGAGUAUUGUGAUAUAAUACUAAUCUAUUGGGAUUGUCUGGUGCUACACAAAUUUGAUUAUAUUUAUGAUUAUGUUUUAUACCUUAACAAUUUUUUAUGUACUGCACUAAAUAUUUCAAUAAUAACAGCAAAUAACAAAAUGUGAUUGUUUAAUUUACUUUUUCUUUAUUAUUUAUUAACUCUUUCUCUCCUAAUUGACGAUGCCAUCAUUGAUUUGACCUCAUGUAAUUAAAUUUAUGUUAAAUUUUAUAAACUUUACUUUGUGUUAUAUAAAAAGAGCAUGCAUUCCCCUUUAGCUCUAUACCAACUAAAACAUUUUUGAUAACAAAUGAAAAUGUUAUAGAAGCUUAAUCAUAACAUGUUAGUGAAAUAGUAAUGAGCCAAUUGAAGAAUUCCAUCAGAAUGUGAAAAAAUAAUUACGGAGAGAAAGAGUUAAGGUGUAAUCUUGUGUCAAAUUAAUUUAGGCCUGUUUGAUAGAAACAAAAAUUAGUAACACUCUAUAUAUUUUUAAAUAUUCUGAUUUUUAUAUUAAACAUGAUAAGAUAGUUUUCUCUAAUAAAAAUAAUAUUCCUUUUAAUAUUUUCCGCUGUAGAUCAUGUUGGUUAAAAUUAUGAGUUCUUGUUACAUAAGAAAAUGUUCUAUGAAUGUUAAAUAAGUUAACAAACAAUUCAUUUCUAAAGUAAGCAAAAUAAUGAGGAAAUGCUGUCUGAUUUGAUUUUAAAUUUUUUUUAAUUAUUAUUUUAGAAUAUCUUUACUAUUAUUUUCCUAAUAGAAAAUUUGUAAAAAAAAAAAUGUGCUUUAAUAUGGUAUUUCUUGGCAAGUUUUAAUAUGGAGCUAUAUCCUGGUAUUUUUUGUAUUCUGUUUUUCCUCAGGAGCUAUACAAGUAUAGCCAUGAAUGGCAAUGUCUUACUCAAAAUUAAGAAUGAGUGGAGUGGCCACGCAAACUCAUACUUUACUUGAUAAGUAUGAUCAAAAGACAAAUAUGAUUGAUAAAAAAAAGACAUUGCUUUAACUAAUGAUCAUAUUUUUUCUUGCAUUCCUUGUGUGGUCAUUACAUUGAACAAACUAAACUGUUGACUGCUGCUGUUCUUGUUGAUAGCCAAUGAAGGUUGAUGUGUUCAUUUUGUACAUAUAAUUGAAGAUGAAUUACAGUUACAUUGUCAAUGAAUUCAUUUGAUUAUUUUUUUAGUCAAUAGUUUUGUUAUGCAUUGAUGGCCUAAUAAACAUUCUUUGUUUAGUCUGCAUUAAGGUAAUUUCUAGCUAGAGACAAAGCCUAGCAAAAAUAAAUAUAUUGCUUUAUGCUGUGCAUACUAUAUAAUAUGUCAUUCUAUUAUAACUUGUAUCCAUGCAAUGACUUGCUUUAAAAAACAUGGCAAUACAUUUUGUACAGCAGUUACUGAAAUGGUGAUAAUUACAAUGUCAUGUUUUUUUUUAAAAAAGAAUACACAACUCAAGGUGUAAAUUUUAAACUUUAAUAUUGUUUAUUGAGCCAUCUUCUGAUAUAUAUUUAGAGAGAGGGUGGUCCAAAAGUAGCUAGACAGCCUGUGAAAUAGGGUUAUGUAUCAGAAAACAGGUGAAGCUGUGUUGACAAAAUUUAGAGCUUUUGUAUUAUUGUGAACUUUAAAAGUGAAUUGUCAAUGUAAUGAAUAUGUUAGUCAAUGUAAGUAUAUGUGUGCAAAUCAAAUUAAAUGUUUGUAUUUACUGUCCACCUAUUUUUGGACCACCCUAUUUAUAGUGUGUAUGUUUUGUAUUUUUUACAUUCCUGCUCAGUUCAUUCAAACCUUCAUCAAGAAAUGAUUGAGGUGUUUUAGUUUGCUACUGGCAUAAUGCAUCUACAGUACAAUAAAAUAUUACCAUAAGAAUGAUUCUUUUUUGGGAUAAAAGGUUAUUUAAUAUGUUAUUAAUAAAUAUGUAGAACCAGUAUUUCCAGAUUCCAUUUGUUUUUUUUUAAUAUAAAAAAGAGGUAUUUUGCUACUCAUCUUGAUCCAUGCUUUUUGUUUUUUCAAUAGCAAAAGAUGAAGUGUCAAAACUAGUUGCUUGAACCUUUCAACAAUAUUUAUACUAUUAUUAUUGUACUGGUACAAUAAAUAUAGAUGCUUAACUGUACUCUAUUAUUAAACUUUAUUGAAAAACACUGUUCAAAGAAUCCUAAUUUUGUUCUUUCAUUUCCCUACCAGCUAAUCAUUGAUUAUUUCUUCACUCUGACAUAAAUCUGUCUAUGGCAUUUUACAUCUUGAGAGAGGAUGCUUUCCUUUUGCAAUAUCUUGUGUGACUAAAGAGGCCAAUCCUUGAUACCCAGCUGCGGUCACAGGUUGGGCAUAUGUAAUCACUAGGCGCCUUUGUACUUUCACCCUUCUUUCUAGUACUGUUGUGUAUGGCAUGUGCAAUUCAGGACCCUUCCUUAAUGCUCACUCUCCAUGUGAAUCUAUCACUGUAACCUAUACUAAUGUGUGAUAUUUCACUCUAUUAGCUGUACUUCCAUGUUACAUUUUCAAGUUAGGUUUUUUUUUUUUUUUUCAGAUUUUUUUUUGGCCUCCCAUAGCCAUUAAUU
This is a messenger RNA of Biomphalaria glabrata, 4311 nucleotides long. RefSeq names its product inositol monophosphatase 3-like. Gene Ontology annotation, molecular function: 3'-nucleotidase activity. The record is from RefSeq and is a predicted model, not a curated record. Gene Ontology annotation, cellular component: endomembrane system. Bases 25 to 1092 code for a protein of 355 amino acids. Lineage: Eukaryota; Metazoa; Mollusca; Gastropoda; Planorbidae. Gene Ontology annotation, biological process: phosphatidylinositol phosphate biosynthetic process. The transcript is spliced from 5 exons.